Molecule: messenger RNA, 2592 nt
Organism: Loa loa (African eye worm)
Lineage: Eukaryota; Metazoa; Nematoda; Chromadorea; Rhabditida; Onchocercidae
Product: TKL/STKR/TYPE1 protein kinase
Exons: 12
Coding region: 69-1697 (542 amino acids)
Biological process (GO): nervous system development; cellular response to growth factor stimulus; activin receptor signaling pathway
Cellular component (GO): plasma membrane; activin receptor complex
Molecular function (GO): ATP binding; activin receptor activity, type I; activin binding
Source: RefSeq, a predicted model, not a curated record
AGAAUGUGAAUUACAAUUGCAAACUAUCUCUCGAUAUGGUUGAUUAAGCAGUAAUUCAAGAGGAAAUAAUGCAGACAUUAGCAUUCUUCAUUUUCAUAUUUUCUGUAACUGUUACGACGGCUGUCAAAGAUAACAACGACCCUGGAUAUAUUAUCCUGAAGUUUAUGGAACGAUUUCAAGCAAAUUUGAAGGAACCGAUAAAUUUAUCUGAGGAAUUGAUUUGCAAUUGCUCGUAUUCUGGUUGCAGUGAGGAAAUAACUCGUUUUUUGGGAAGUAAUUACACCGGAUUUUGUCGGUCCACUAGUGGGAUAUGCUACAAACGUUUGCUGUCUGAUCGGUCGGUUAUCUUAAGUUGCCUGAACAAAGAUGCCAGUCCUGAUUUGCACUGCCGAGUGAAACAGCCAAUGAACGAUGGAAGUGUAAUGCAGUGUUGCCAGAAUUAUUCGUUUUGCAAUGGAGCUCUGGAUUUGAGUCCUAUAAAUGCUUACAAUUCGGAUAACAACAUACCAUUAAUUCGAAAUCUGGUUAUCCUCUUGAUAGGAAUUGUUUUUUUUGCGUUUUCCUUAUUCUUAGCUUUUGCCUGGACAAACAAACCAUUGAAACGAUGGAUAUUUUACUGGACACACCGUGGUUCUGGCGAGAGGCACUCUGAAAUUACUGGCGAGGAAAAACUACUAAUGAGCUCAACAGAUGCUUUAGGACACUUGGGCGAUUUACUGUAUAAUCUAGAUGAUUCUGCUACCACGGGCUCUGGAUCAGGGUUUCCAUUACUUGCGCAACGUACUAUCGCUCGUCAGAUCGAACUACAAAAAGAAAUUGGGCAAGGACGUUUUGGCGAAGUUUGGUUAGGCUAUUGGAAAGGUGACGAGGUCGCUGUGAAGAUAUUUAGUUCACGUGAUGAAAGAUCAUGGAAUCGAGAAGUCGAAGUUUUCCAAACAAAUCUUCUCCGACAUCCGAAUUUGUUGCGCUUUAUUGCGUCUGAUAAUAAAGAUACUGGAACGAGUACCCAGCUGUGGUUAAUAACUGAAUACCACGAACAUGGUUCUCUUUAUGACUAUUUGUCUGCAAAUGCUGUUAGUGAACCAGUGAUGCUGCAAAUGAUUCGUAGUAUUGCAGUUGGCUUGUCUUUCUUGCACAACGAAAUUCCUGGUCCACGCGGGAAGCCGGCAAUUGCCCAUCGCGAUCUAAAAUCGAAAAACAUCUUAGUGAAAUCGGAUCUGACUUGUGUAAUUGCUGAUCUUGGUUUGGCAGUACGAUAUAUGAAUGGUGAAAUAAAUGUUCCAGACAAUAGCAAGUGUGGCACUGUUCGUUACCUAGCACCAGAGAUAUUGGAAGACUGUUUCCCCACAAGUCAUUUCGAAGCCUAUAAAACUGCUGAUAUGUAUACGAUGGGUCUUAUCAUCUGGGAGAUCAUGUGGAGAUGCGAAAACCAGGAAAAAGCAAGACCGUUUGAAUUACCGUACUUUGACUGCGUAGGCCGAGAUCCAACAAUGGAGGAAAUGAAAUUGUGUGUCUGUGUACAGAAGCGACGACCCACUAUUCAAGAGCAUUGGAUAGGUGACAAGGUGAUGGGAGGAGUGUUACAGAUGAUGCAGGAAUGCUGGACGGGAUCGCCAGUCUGUCGGCUUACGGCAAUGAAUGUUCGUAAAGCAAUAGAUCGUCACGCUGACAGUUUAGGUUGGAAAAUUCGUAGUUGACAAAAUGUCAUCUAAAUUUUCGGGAUGUAUGGUUAAUUAUUAUGUGAAUUUUUCUUGUAAUAAAUUCCGAUGCCAAUAAGAGGAGGAUUCUUUGCGUGUACGUCUUGGAUUCAUACUAUCUUCUUGCACCUAUAUGUGCUUUGGUUUUUCUUUUCUCUUUUUCUCCACAAUACGGAAAAAAGAAGAAUUUGAAGGAAUUGUUAUGGAACAAUGCAGUCGUCGAUGCGGAAUUGUUUUUGUUUGUUUAGGGAAUGAUGUUUGAACUGAGAAAUUGUAGUUCUUGGAGUGCAUACAGUUAACAAAAAAUGUUGACAUAAUGCGUUAUGGAGUUUAGAUGCAGCACUUUACUUUGUUUUGUUGAAACUAAUAUGGUUAAGGAAAAAGUUUGUGUAAUCCUUCUUCAGCUGCAACAGCAAUGCUUUGUUUGCACAACUUGGAGUGCACUUAGUUGUGCGCUUAGGUAUGUUGUCUGUUGAUGAAAGCUGCACUGUAUUAUUUCUUUGCGUUGUUACAGUAUCACUGGCUAGCACUGUUUAAUUUUUGCCUUUAGACAUCUGCUUUUCAGAUGUUAGUAUUGUGUGAUGAUAUUGUGUAGAUUUACAUUUUUUUUUGUUUGUGAAACGGAUCUCUUAGUCGAACUAUUGUACUGUUUGACCAUGUUCAAUGCUUGUUCAGGUUAGCAGCUGGAGUGCUUCUUAUCGAGCAAAAAAGGGAACCACAGAUCAUGAAUCCCUUCAUCGCACAGAAUGCUUGUACUGUGGGAUUCCUUUUUCGUGCUUGUCACUGAUCCGCUUGUGAAGUUUAUAUGUGACUCUUUAUUCUACUUCUAUGUCCUUAAAAGUUCAAAAUAAACAGUAAAGGUGUCGUGGAAUAUUUUUUAUGUUUGGUAAUAAAG